Ilex paraguariensis (yerba mate) is the source of this 2478-nucleotide messenger RNA. Lineage: Eukaryota; Viridiplantae; Streptophyta; Magnoliopsida; Aquifoliales; Aquifoliaceae. The record is from the annotation of a GenBank genome assembly.
UUUAUGUAUGCGUUGAAUUUUAAGAUGCCUAAUUAUAGUUGCAAUAAAAUCUGAUCUCCCAGAUUCGAGAUGGCCCCAUGGACCAUCGGAUAACCCGCGUGCAUUAUCAGCACAAAAACCCUAGCACGAAGCUGACCGUUGGUCGCAAAGUCGCAGCCAACCCCUCAAUAUCCACUACCACAGGGCAUAUCAUCUUCUCUCACUCACUAAUUCUGCUAUUUUAGCUUCCUCUAGAUAGUCUGAUCUGAGCUCAGAGCUCUACCUUCUCCGAUUGGAGCAGAAAUGGACGCCGCUCAAGAAGCCCACAACAGAGAAGCUUUCCGACAAGCCAUCGUCAACACUCUCGAGCGCCGUCUCUUUUACAUACCCUCUUUCAAGAUCUACCGUGGCGUUGCUGGUUUGUACGAUUAUGGGCCUCCCGGUUGCGCCGUCAAGUCCAAUGUCCUCGCUUUCUGGCGUCAGCAUUUUGUUCUGGAAGAGAACAUGCUAGAAGUUGAUUGCCCAUGUGUGACACCAGAGAUUGUAUUGAAGGCAUCGGGCCAUGUCGAUAAAUUCACUGACCUUAUGGUUAAGGAUGAAAAGACUGGUACUUGUUACCGUGCAGACCAUUUGCUAAAGGAUUUUUGCAAGGAGAAGCUUGAGAAAGAUCCUAAGAUCACUCAGGAAAAGGCAGCAGAGUUCAAACACAUCCUUGCCGUGUUGGAUGAUCUUUCUGUCGAAGAACUAGGUGCAAAGAUUAAGGAUUAUGGUAUUACUGCUCCAGAUACUAAGAACCCUCUAUCUGCUCCCUAUCCUUUCAACCUAAUGUUUCAGACCUCAAUAGGGCCAUCUGGUUUGAGCCCUGGGUACAUGCGCCCUGAGACAGCACAAGGCAUUUUUGUGAACUUCAAAGACUUGUACUACUACAAUGGGAACAAGCUCCCUUUUGCUGCUGCUCAGAUUGGUCAAGCUUUUAGGAAUGAGAUAUCUCCAAGGCAAGGUCUCUUACGAGUUCGUGAAUUUACACUGGCUGAGAUUGAACAUUUUGUGGAUCCUGAUGAUAAGGCUCAUCCGAAAUUUUCUGAAGUUGCAAAAUUGGAAUUUUUAAUGUUCCCAAGGGAAGAUCAGGUGUCUGGACGAUCAGCAAGGAGAAUAAUUAUUGGGGAAGCAGUUUCUGAGGGGAUUGUCAACAAUGAAACACUAGGCUAUUUCAUAGGGAGAGUGUAUUUAUUCUUGACGUAUCUUGGUAUCGACAAAGAGCGGUUGCGAUUCCGGCAGCAUCUAGCAAAUGAGAUGGCACACUAUGCUGCAGACUGUUGGGAUGCUGAGAUUGAGUGUUCCUAUGGUUGGAUCGAAUGUGUUGGUAUCGCUGACAGAUCUGCAUAUGAUUUGCGCGCGCACACAGACAAAAGUGGUGUGCCUCUUGUGGCACAUGAAAAAUUUGCAGAGCCUAGAGAAGUGGAGAAACUUGUUAUAACUCCAGUGAAGAAGGAGCUGGGCCUUGCAUUUAAGGGUAACCAGAAGAUGGUGGUUGAAGCAUUGGAGGCUAUGGGGGAAAAAGAAGCUAUGGAAAUGAAAGCCACUUUGGAAUCCAAGGGAGAGGCUGAGUUUCAAAUUUGUACUCUUGGAAAGGAUGUAACUAUAAAGAAGAACAUGGUUACCAUAUCCAAGGAAAAGAAGAAGGAACAUCAAAGAGUUUUCACGCCGUCAGUGAUUGAGCCAUCUUUUGGGAUUGGAAGGAUAAUCUACUGUCUAUAUGAGCAUUCUUUCUACACAAGACCUAGUAAAGACGGGGAUGAACAAUUAAAUGUUUUUCGUUUCCCUCCCCUGGUAGCACCUAUCAAAUGCACUGUAUUCCCACUUGUUCAGAAUCAACAAUAUGAGGAAGUUGCUAAAAGCAUUGCCAAAUCAUUGACUGCAGCUGGAAUCUCCUACAAGAUUGAUAUAACAGGUACUUCAAUAGGGAAGCGAUAUGCAAGAACAGAUGAACUUGGGGUUCCUUUUGCUAUUACCGUGGAUUCAACAUCCUCAGUUACAGUCCGGGAAAGGGACAGCAAGCAGCAAAUUCGCGUGAAUGUGGAAGAGGUGGCAUCUGUAAUUAAGGACGUGACCGAUGGACCGAGCACUUGGGGUGAUGUGCUGUGGAAGUACCCUACUCACUCAUCGUGAUGGCCAGAUGAGUGAACUUGAGAGGCUUUAGCUGGCUUAUCAGCACUCCAUUGGUAACCAAAUAGUGUCAAGUUGAGUUCUAUUAUACAUCAAGAUGCUCUAAUUUUUGUCCUCAAACUCAUUUUACACUUUCAGGUUAUGGUUGUUCAAAUACUACUGGCACGAUUUAAUAUUAAUCUGUAUGCAGAAUAGUGCAACAUGUUUACAGGAUGUUAUCUCAGCUUGAAAUUCAGUCUCAUAUAUAUAGUUUAUUAUUAUGAAUUUAAAGCCCGACCAAACGAAGGGCAUGGGGCUUGGUUACUAAGUUCUGCAGGAAUGAUAAAUAACUAG